AUGGAUCCGAUCCUCAUCCUCCCCGCCGUCCUGAUCGAGCAACUGGUAACCAGCCUGAGGUCCCUGCACGACGUCGCCGCCGCCCGCCUAGUCAGCCGAGCCUGGCGCGCCGCAGUCUCCUCCGCCGUUCGGGACCUGAGGCCUGUUGCCGGCGCGGACGUGGCGCGGCUGCCGGCCGCCUUUCCCCGGACGGCCUCCCUGACGCUGACGGCGCGCCCCGCGUGCCUACCACACCUGGGCAAUCUGGGCCGGCUGCUCGCACUGCGCAUGCUAUGCCUGGUCUCCACGCGCAACCGCCAGCGCUUGGACUGCGCCGUGCUGCUGCCGCUGGCGGACGGCCUGCGCGAGCUGACCCUCUCCCACUUCCAGCUGGCGGGGCGCGCCACCCUGUCGCACUUCUCACGCAUGCGAAACCUGUCCGUCGGACGCUGCGGCUUUGAUCCUGGCGACGGCGCCGCACGCGCGUCCGAGGCCCUCCUGCGCCUGCCCCGCCUGCGCUCCCUGGAGGCCCCGCUGCACGAGGUGGGGCCUGACCUGGCCUCCCUCCCCCGUCUCACGGCCCUCACCCUGACCGGGGUGCCGCACGGUGAGCUCCGAGGCGCGGCCUGGCUGGGGGCGCUGCCUGAUCUCGCCAGCCUGUGCCUCGUCCUCGAGUCGGAUCUGGCCGCCGUUUCCUGGAGGGACUGGGUGGACGGCUUCCUGGCAAGACUCGUGGUUGGCAUGCCUCGCCUGCAGCACCUCACCAUCCUGGGCUUGGCUGGCAUCAGCGAGGCGGGCAUGGCCAGCCUGGGUCAAAUGGCGGCGCUCCGGGAGCUGCACCUGGAUGUGGAACCCACGCUACACACCUUGCUGGGGAAGAGGCACUCCCCGCUGCAGAGCCUGGGGAGCCUGCGACAGCUGCACACCCUCAGCCUGUCCCACGUCGACUUCCUGCGCUCUGGGAGCGGCGCGCUGAGCACGCUGCCCGCGCUGCACCGCCUGACCCUGCGGGACCCCGCCUGCCUGAACGACGGCGUGGCGCACGCUCUGCGCUUCCUCCCCCACCUCGCUGAGCUGUGCAUCACGGACUGCAGCUGCCUCACCGACUGGGGCAUGCACGCCCUCCUCUCAUCCCUGCCCAGGCUGCAGACGCUGUCCCUGAGGUCUGGCUGCUCCAGGAUUUCAGAUGUGGGAUUCCAGAAGCUGGGGACCCUCACCCACUUGGAAAGCUUGAGCCUGACUGGAUUUGCCAAGGUCUCUGACGACGGCAUUGCUGGCCAGCUGAUGAGCACGAAGACCCUGAGGCAGGCGGACUUCUUUGACAUGAAUGUAGGAGACAUCAGCUGCAAAGCCCUCGCCACCUCCGCGCGGGGUCUGGAGAAGGCAAAGCUCCAGUACUGCUGGAACCUGACCUGCAGGGGAGUGGACGCACUUCUGGAGAUCCCAGACCUCCGCUCGCUCAUGCUGCACGGAUCAGAGGCAGUAGGGCGUGGCACGCAUGCCAUCCAGAGUGCACGCUUUGCCACAGUGCUGAGCGACACCAGGGUCCCACCAUGCAUAGAGGAAGCCGACGACAUCAAAGCCUACGUGACCGACACCUUACGACUUACAGACCCCUCCACCAUUCCGGACGGUUCCCCAGGUCCUCAGCCAACCCAGGACAUCCUGUAUCGCAUCGAGCCCAUGCCUCCACCCAAAGCUGCAGCGGUGGCAUACCUGGAUGGGCAUGGGCCGGAGCCGGAGCGUUUUGCCCAUGUGAUCACCUACCGCGGCACAGCCAGCCCACGGGACAUCAUGGAGUACCGGGGCGCGUUUGAGCUCAAGGAUAUUUUCCUGAGCAUGACAGGAGGUUAUUGCUAUGCCUCUUGGGUGGAGGAUGUCUCUGACCUGCCAGAGCCCUCCAACGUUACAGCCUUCGACGCCCGAGGCAUACCAGCUGCCCUUCUGGAGGCCUUCAGCGAUGGCAGCAUCACGAGGUGCUCUGCGCCGGCCUUUGGGACGCCCGGGUACGACUACACCUGGGCCACCACAGAUCCCCGCCGACUCCGGGCCGGAAAUGUCGAGCCCGGGCCCCGCCAGUACUCGCCACGCGGCCUGCGCUUUGCCAUCAGCUCCACGCGGCACACGGGCAGGCGCUUCCGGUGGUUUGGCUGGGAGGGGCAUGUGACGCUGCGCGGCGACACUGGCAUCGCCCUGCACGACGUCACCUACAAGGGCCGCCGCAUCCUGUACGAGCUGUCACACCAGGACAUGUACGUGUCGUACAGCGGAUAUGGAGGGGACGGCCAGACGUUUUACCUGGACAGCGCGUUUGGCAUCGGCCAGAACACCAGGGCACUGAAGAGGGGGUACGACUGCCCCUGGAACUCUGCCUACCUGGGAAGCGAGCUGCAGUAUGGGACGGCUGGCGCGGCCCGGCAGGAGGACGUCAUCUGCAUGUUUGAGGACGACAUGGCGUCACCCACCUGGAGGCACACCCACGUCGGCGACAGCCGGGGGCCGCACGCCGACGGUGCGCGGGCGGUGGAGUUUGUGGUUCGCACCGUGGCCACAAUUGGGAACUACGACUACAUGUUUGACGUCAGGUUCAAGCGCGACGCCUCCAUCGAGGUCAAGGUCACCAUGGCCGGGUACAUGUCGACGCUGUUCUUUGACCCUGGGGGUGGCACCCGCAGGGACACGCCCUUUGGCACUCGGGUGCACACCAACGUCCUGGCCAACCUGCACGACCACCUUUCGGGCUGGAAGGUGGACCUGGACGUUGCUGGCGUGAACAAUACCUUUCUGACCCAGACGGUCAAGGCCGGCACAUUUGCGGAGGCGCUGAAGGAUGUCGACCCAGGUGCUGAGGCGCCGGGCUGGAUAUCGGAGCCUGUUCUCAAGUACAUAUCCACUCGCCGCCCCGACAAGGAAGUCGGGCUGGUGAUGAAUGCCAGCCAGCCCACGGUGUGGCAAUUUGUGAACGAGAAGGAAACCAAUGCGUGGGGCAUGCCACGCGGGUAUGUCAUCCAGUCUGGCGAAAGCGUGACCAACACUGACCUUAUUGGCUGGGUGACAAUAGGGGUGCAGCAUAUACCCCGGGCAGAGGAUGUACCUCUCAUCUCCAACUUUGGUGCAAAUUUCUAUAUCAAGCCUUGGAACUAUUUCGACAGCAUGGAGGCCAUCGACACUGAUUCUGACGACACAGACGAAUGGGAGAGCUGCCUUCCCGACCUUGAGGGCGCCAAGACGUACAAGUGGUCCUUCAACUAG
Messenger RNA from Auxenochlorella protothecoides, 3231 nucleotides. RefSeq names its product Primary amine oxidase, lung isozyme. The transcript is spliced from 17 exons. The record is from RefSeq and is a predicted model, not a curated record. Bases 1 to 3231 code for a protein of 1076 amino acids. Gene Ontology annotation, biological process: amine metabolic process. NCBI's taxonomy places the organism in Eukaryota, Viridiplantae, Chlorophyta, Trebouxiophyceae, Chlorellales, Chlorellaceae. Gene Ontology annotation, molecular function: primary methylamine oxidase activity; quinone binding; copper ion binding. Gene Ontology annotation, cellular component: plasma membrane.